Molecule: messenger RNA, 2010 nt
Organism: Pseudophryne corroboree (corroboree frog)
Lineage: Eukaryota; Metazoa; Chordata; Amphibia; Anura; Myobatrachidae
Product: gastrula zinc finger protein XlCGF26.1-like
Exons: 3
Coding region: 1-1494 (497 amino acids)
Source: RefSeq, a predicted model, not a curated record
AUGGGUGUGGAUAUCCCUUUCAACGAGUCCAGAAGUGUCAUGAUGGCGGCACUCGUGAGCUUGGAGGAGUCCCGCGAGGCGGCGGUAGAGAGUGCUAAGGGCGUUGGCAUCGAAGAUAGCUGCCUACCAGUGGACCUUUCAGUGUUUCCCUGUUCUAUAGAUGCCAAAUGUUUUACACAGAACACAAAGCUUAUUACCCAUCAGCCAGCUAAGGCAGGUGAGAAGCCAUUUCCAUGUUCUGAGUGUGGAAAAUGUUUUACAUACAAAUCAGCUCUUGUUACACAUCAGAGAAGACACACAGGUGAGAAGCCAUUUCCAUGUGCUGAGUGCGGGAAAUGUUUUACCCGGAAAUCACAACUUGUUACACAUCAGCGAAGUCACACAGGUGAGAGGCCAUUUCCAUGUUCUGAGUGUGGGAAAUGUUUUACAUACAAAUCAGCUCUUGUUACACAUCAGAGAAGACACACAGGUGAGAAGCCAUUUCCAUGUGCUGAGUGCGGGAAAUGUUUUACCCGGAAAUCCCAACUUGUUACACAUCAGCGAAGUCACACAGGUGAGAGGCCAUUUCCAUGUUCUGAGUGUGGGAAAUGUUUUACAUACAAAUCAACUCUUGAUGCACAUAAGAGAAAUCACACAGGUACAUCACCAUUUCCAUGUUCUGAGUGUGGGAAAUAUUUUGCAUGUAAAUCACAACUUGUUGCACAUCAGAGAAGUCACACAGGUGAGAAACCAUUUCCAUGUUCUGAGUGUGGGAAAUGUUUUGUAUGGAAAUCACAACUUGUUAUACAUCAGCGAAGUCACACAGGUGAGAAGCCAUUUCCAUGUUCUGACUGUGGAAAAUGUUUUGCACGGAAAUCAGUUCUUGUUACACAUCAGAGAAGUCACACAGGUGAGAAUCCAAUUUCUUGCUCUGAGUGUGGGAAAUGUUUUACCCGGCAAUCACAACUUGUUAGACAUCAGCGAAGUCACACAGGUGAGAGGCCAUUUCCAUGUCCUGAGUGUGGGAAAUGUUUUGCACACAAAUCAGAUCUUGUUUUUCAUCAGAGAAAUCACACAGGUGAGAAGCCAUUUUCUUGCUCUGAGUGCGCGAAAUGUUAUACUCAGAAAUCACAACUUGUUAGACAUCAGAGAAGUCACACAGGUGAGAAUCCAAUUACUUGCUCUGAGUGUGGGAAAUGUUUUACAUGGAAAUCACAACUUGUUAAACAUCAGAGAAGUCACACAGGUGAGCAGCCGUUUCCAUGUUCUGAGUGUGGGAAAUGUUUUGCACAUAAAUCAUAUCUUAUUAAACAUCAGAGAACUCACACAGGUGAGAAGCCAUUUUCUUGCUCUGAGUGUGGGAAAUGUUUUACACAAAAAUCACAUCUUGUUAGACAUCAGCGAAGUCACACAGGUGAGAAGCCAUUUCCAUGUGCUGAGUGUGGGAAAUGUUUUACACGGAAAUUACAACUUGUUACACACCAGAGAAGACACACAGGUGAGAAGCCAUUUUAAUCUUCUGGAGUAUACUUAUCAUUGCCAUGCGAUGUUCUUCAAGGUUCUUAUCCUACCUCCUGUGCUUUUUUCAAUAUACAUGCUACCACUGGGUAUAAUAAUCAGAUGUCAUGCCAUCAUCUACCACUGCUAUGCAGAUCUGUCUUUUGCUCCGCGUACUGAAAACCCAGUACCAAUCCUAAAUGUCUAGCUGAGCUCCAGGUGUGGGUGAUGCCAGUUGGCUGUGACUCAGUCCUGGUGAAACAGGUUCUUAUGGUAGAAGCUCACCAUCAAAGGGCAGGGCUACAGCUCAGCUUCGUAAACCAGACUUAUGCUUGGGGGUUCAGAGUUACAAAAUGCUGAUCCUGUGCGGAAUAUUGGUGUCCUGGAUGGUGGAGUGACACUUAGACAUCAGGUAUCAGCCACAAUCAGAUCCUCAUCUGAGGAACAUAGCCAGACUCCAGCACUUAUUUCCCUCAGAAGAUCUACCUACAGUCAUACAUGCACUUGUAUCAUCACACAUAGACUACUGCAAUG